AUGAACAAGUGGUGCUGCAGUUGCGUGGCCUGCGGGGAUGCAUCAGAAGUAACCGGCGAGCAGGCCACGACCUCGCGUGUCUCCGAAGAGCAGCUUCUGUACUUGACGAGCCGCGGCCUUGCACCCGAGGAGGCUGUUUCGCUGGUCAUCAACGGCUUCUGCCAGGACGUGUUUGACCAGCUGCCCAUGGAGUUUGCCUCUGAGGCGCAGAAGCUACUUUCCUUGAAGUUGGAGGGCACAGUGGGCUGA
This is a messenger RNA of Symbiodinium natans, 249 nucleotides long. NCBI's taxonomy places the organism in Eukaryota, Dinophyceae, Suessiales, Symbiodiniaceae. The record is from the annotation of a GenBank genome assembly.